Molecule: messenger RNA, 462 nt
Organism: Apis florea (little honeybee)
Lineage: Eukaryota; Metazoa; Arthropoda; Insecta; Hymenoptera; Apidae
Product: DNA (cytosine-5)-methyltransferase PliMCI
Biological process (GO): DNA methylation-dependent constitutive heterochromatin formation; negative regulation of gene expression via chromosomal CpG island methylation
Cellular component (GO): nucleus
Molecular function (GO): zinc ion binding; DNA binding; chromatin binding
Source: RefSeq, a predicted model, not a curated record
AUGUUUUUGCUGGUUGUGGUGGUUAGAUUAUCUGAAGGAUUGCGACAAGCUGGUAUUGUAGACAAUCAAUGGGCAAUUGAAAAAGAUGAACCAGCUGCAUGUGCAUAUCGACUCAAUAAUCCCAAUACAACAGUAUUUUGUGAAGAUUGCAAUGUACUUUUACGAAAAGUUAUGAAUGGUGAUCUUUGUGAUAAUAAUGGACAACGCUUACCUCAAAAAGGGGAAGUAGAAUUAUUAUGUGGCGGUCCACCUUGCCAAGGUUUUAGUGGCAUGAAUCGUUUUAACUCACGGCAAUAUUCUCUAUUUAAAAAUUCUUUAGUAGUAUCAUGUUUGUCUUAUUGUGAUUAUUAUAGACCAAAAUUCUUUAUUAUGGAAAACUAUGUAGAAAGCGAUAAAACACCCAACUGGCAAUCGGAAAGACAAAUGCUUAUUAAAUUGGAAUUUGCACUUCCUGCUUACUAG